AUGGGUAUUCCCCAGUGCGAAACGGUCGAACUUCAAAGGGCGGCCAUUCUCUGGACCGCCCAACGCUGGCAUGCGGUUUAUGCCGCCGACAACACGAGGAACUACGAGAUAAUUGAUAGCCGCGUAUCUGACGACUGUUUGCACGGAAAUUUGCAAACCGAACUUGCUAGUUCAUUACUGGUUUUGUGUAUGUUGUACCAAAUGUCAAAAUUAAAAUGCAAGCGCUCGCUCUACUCCUGCUUGGCGAACAAUGUGCCUAAAAAAGAAAACAAAGGGGAAGAAAAGGAUAAAACAUGGCAAAUAUUUGUUGGAGAGCCGACAAAGUUGAUUAGUGAAUUCUUGGAAAAUUGUAUGAGAACAUUAGAAGCAGAGGCCGAGAAGAAGGAGCAUGGGAAAGACUGGCGGUAG
Messenger RNA from Paraglomus brasilianum, 408 nucleotides. NCBI's taxonomy places the organism in Eukaryota, Fungi, Glomeromycota, Glomeromycetes, Paraglomerales, Paraglomeraceae. The record is from the annotation of a GenBank genome assembly.